GUUUAUGAAAUCGUUAUGUCAGUGUUAAAUAGCGAGUAUCCUGAUCCAAGCGACUGGCCUGAGGAUUUCGAAGAAGUUAAGGGCCUUGAGACUCUGCUGCGCUGUCCUAUAUGCUUUGACUACCUGAACACUGCCAUGAUUAUCCCUGAGUGCUCACAUAACUAUUGUUCUUUGUGUAUAAGAAGAUUCAUUAAUUACAAAACACAGUGCCCAACUUGUUCCACACCUGUGUCUGAGCGUGAGUUGAAGAAUAACAGACUACUGGACGAUAUUGUUAAAAAGUUCUUGGCAGCGAGGUCAAGACUUUUGCAGGCUGCCAGAUCUCUGAAACCAUGCGCUAAUGAUGACCAGGUCCAGUCCCCCUCCACAAGCCAGGUGGCCAGUUCUGGAAUGCUGCCAGGGUCCAUUAAAAGUCAGCUCCCUGUGGUCAAGCAUUGUCCAGUUCCUAAAGGGGAGAAGUCAGAGGUCAAAGACUGGACAAAGUCAAAAAUGUCAAAUGUGAAAAACAAGGAAGAUAAGUCCACGAAGGGAAAAUCCAAACACAGUGUAUCAAGAACUCUGCAUUCCUUUUACAACUCACCAGGAAAGAGUAAAGUGGCUCCACCUAUGGAGGAUUUAGGUGACAGCGAUGUCAUCAUAUGUGACAGCGAAAAUGAAAGUAUGGAAGUGACAGAGGACAAAGUGACCACUAGGAGAGAUAAACUGGAAUACCAUAGUCCUGAGAAUCCAGAUACACCAAUAAAUAAAACACCAGGAAGCAGCAAACCUGACAAAGGUGCAGAUUUUCUUGCUUUAAGUUCUGCCACAGGGGGCACCACAAGUACCCCUGAAAGAAAACCGGAGGACACAGUGGACUGUCCAGUUUGUGGAGUAGCCAUUAAGCAGAGGAACAUCAAUCUCCAUCUUGACCAGUGUCUAAACAGGAGUGAAAAAAAGGAGGCUCUCAGAAGUUCUAAGCCUCAGAAAAGGAAACCGAUGGCAAAACUGGUCUAUAACUUGAUGUCAGACAAAGACAUCAGAAAGAAAUUAAAAGAUAUAGGGCUACCAUCACAGGGAGACAGGCAGACACUAAUUAAGAGGCAUCACGAGUUCACAAUGCUAUAUAACUCACAGUGCGACUCACUGAACCCAAAGUCAGCUCAGGAGAUUAUAAAAGACAUGGAAAGACACGAACGUACCAAAAGCAAACUUGCCCUAACAGCAAGCACACAAACUAGACUGGCCUUCGAAAAGGGAGACUCUGCAGAAAAUGUGGAAAAAGCUCAAAAGGAGUAUGUCAAGAAACAUAAAUCUCAGUUUGAUGAUCUCAUUGCCAAGGCCAAGGCUAACAUGAAAAAGAAGAAAGCUGAAAAAGAAGCCUCAUCAGCCAGUCGUACUGUUACAACUAGCAGUGUACCUGAAGGGACAUCAUCAACAAUAACAAGUAAUGACACACUAGGUGUAGAUUCUUUGACCUCCAUGACCUCUAUGACCUCUGUGACCCUCAUGACCUCUGUGACCUCCAUGACAUCUGCAACCUCCAUCACUACUGCCACUCCUGCAACAAGUGAUUCAUUGUCAUAUGGACAUCAGUAUUCAGAUAAGGAUGUAAAGGGAACAAAAAUCUCAAUUGUGAAAGGAAUUAAUAAGACAAAAGAUUCAGAUUUGUCUACUGAUGCAACUGUCACUAAGACAAAGUCAUUACUUGCACAAGAGGAAAAUGAAAAUGUGCUCCAGAUUGGGAAAGUGGACGAUUUUGAUAGUUCAAGGACAUCUAACAUCCUUGAUGGUUCAAUUACACCACCUCUCAUUGACUCAGACCCAGAAGAAGAAAUUGAUGGAGACGAGGACAGAACCCUUGGAUUUGACCCCAAUGUCAGUGUCAAUAGCAACCGUGUUUCUGGUGGUGAAAACCCAAGUGCACCCCUUGCCACUGGUGUUGUAGACCCUAAUGCACCCCUUGCCAUUGGUGGUGUGGACCCCACUGGCAGCUGUCUGUCAAAUCCAAGUCCUGCUGCCAGUAGCACGGAUGAUUUGAUUGACAAUAUCGUGAACAGUCCUCCUGUCACAAAUGUUGACUACAUCGAUAUGCUGGUGAAUGGCACUGUUGAUGUUGGCGAGGUUGACAAUAGUAUUGAUAAUAUGUCCAGAUCUGUAUUUCAUGGGGAAGGUUCUCCUGUGUUUGAGAACACAAAACAAAGUGGUGCUAGAGGUGGUGUGAGAGAUAGUCUUGACAGCUCUCCCAUAUUCGAAGGAAACAAUGCUAUAAAGUUCAUAAAAAAUGCUGACGGAAAAGGUAAUGUGGAAACAAGUGCAAGUGAACUGAUUGGAGCCAAGUCUAAUGUUGAAAAUGAAAACUUUGAAUCAAGUUCUGGUGUAUUUGAAAGAAAUUUUGUUUCAGAAACAAACCUUGGUCAGAAUCAAGAUUUCCAGCUAAGAACAGAGAGAAGGAAUAAAGAUGUGAAAGAUGCACAUCCUGAUAAUGACAUGAAUAUUAAUUCUCAUGAUGUACACCAGAAAGAUGAGGAAUUUGGAAACUUUAAUCUCCUAGACUCCAGUCCUUUUUUCCAGUCACUUGGAGGAUCUGACAAUAAUAGUAACACUUUGAAAAAUACAGUAAGAGAAGACAAACAGGAAAGAAACAUGGAUGACAUAAGCCUCUCUGGUACCAGUGAUAAUUCUAACCAGUCGGAGUCGUUGCUUCCAUCUUCUUACAUCCAAUCUGCCCAGCCUGAGCAGGAUUUAUGGGCCAGCCAGGGAUCAAGGUCAUCUACUGGGUCAAGGUCAUCAGCAGGGUCAAGGUCAACUAAUAGAUCAAAGACUUCUGUUGAAGUUGAUUCAACAUUUCAAUCUGCAGUCACUGAGGAAACUGUUAGAAGGUCAAAGAGGGGGAGAAAACGAUCUGUGGACACACCCCCUGAUUCUGCCAAGUCUACUGGGAGAAGAGGAAAGAGAAAGCAGCCCACAGUGCCUGAGCUUAGUCCAGAACCAAAUCAAACAAGAAAACUGAGAAAAAGGACAAAUUGAACCCAUCCAGGAUUUGCACCUAAAAAUCUUUCAAGGCUGACCAAAUUCUAAAGUGUAUACCAUAAUCAAGA
Molecule: messenger RNA, 3077 nt
Organism: Lingula anatina
Lineage: Eukaryota; Metazoa; Brachiopoda; Lingulata; Lingulida; Lingulidae
Biological process (GO): DNA damage tolerance; protein monoubiquitination
Cellular component (GO): nucleus; Rad6-Rad18 complex
Molecular function (GO): ubiquitin protein ligase activity; single-stranded DNA binding
Source: RefSeq, a predicted model, not a curated record